Nannizzia gypsea CBS 118893 is the source of this 600-nucleotide messenger RNA. RefSeq names its product mitochondrial 54S ribosomal protein YmL20. Bases 1 to 600 code for a protein of 199 amino acids. Gene Ontology annotation, molecular function: structural constituent of ribosome. NCBI's taxonomy places the organism in Eukaryota, Fungi, Ascomycota, Eurotiomycetes, Onygenales, Arthrodermataceae. The transcript has a single exon. Gene Ontology annotation, cellular component: mitochondrial large ribosomal subunit. The record is from RefSeq and is a predicted model, not a curated record.
AUGGCUUGCACGGCUGCUCUGACGCGCCGUCCGGUGGCCAACCUGCUUCUCUGCCCCGAAAUUCAGUCACAGACCAGCCGACGAUGGCAGUCGACCUACCGGCGGACCAAGAAACGGCUGCGGAUAAAGCCUGACGCCUCGUUCUCUCCCUCCAGCUCCUCAGCAGCACACAUCAUCCACAACCCGCCCUCUAGCGCACCCUCGGUAUAUCUCACACCCACCAAGUUCCUGCCCGCAGACGACGUACGGCGGACACUACGAAGAAACCUCGAGGACUCGACAGCAGCAAACAUCAGCAGCGAGGCCUUACCAUCCCUGCUGCAGGCGGAGAAGGAGCCGAAGAAGUACCUGACCAAGGAGGAGAUAGAGACGAUGCGGGAGCUGCGGAAGAGUGACCCCAUGCUCUGGAGCCGGAACAGGCUGGCGGAGAAGUUUGGGUGCAGCACGCUCUUCGUGGGCAUGGCCUGCGAGGCGGCCGGGGAGAAGAAGGCCAUCCAGAGACAGAUCCUGACGGCCGUACAGUCGCGAUGGGGCCUCAAGCGGACGAUGGCCCGCGAGGACAGACAGCUCCGCAAGGAGCUCUGGGGGAGGGACAAAUAA